UCACAUGCUGUCUCUCUCCGUGCUUGCUCUGUUCCUCUGCAUCCUCUGCAUCUCUCCUCUUACCGUCCCGGAUUCCUUGGCUGCUUGCCCCCCCUCCGUCUGCUUUGAUUCUUCGAGGGCAAUCGAGGAGAUUGUAGACAGAUCUUCAGUCAAAGAUCCGGUGAAAGAAUUUAGGGAUAUGCUUUUGCAUCUUUGAAGCAAAUCCGAUCCCAUCUAUCACCACCUAAGAUGAUCUUUACCGAUUCUCCGGACAAUCACCGGAACGAGAUUCUGAAUCCAGCAAAAGAUCAAAGUAGAAUCCGGAAGCACAGAGGAUCAACAGCGACACAGCUAUUGCCGUCCCGUUGGAGAAAUAGUAACCAAAAUCGGAUUUACUCUGCGAAGCUAUACGCUGCUCUGCGCCGCAUACGUCGUACCGAUUCUCCGAUGAAGCCAAAUGGCCGAUCCAUCAGAGAGGCCGCAGAUCGGGCUCUGGCGGUUACCGCUGGUGGACGAACGCGGUGGAGCAAGGCGAUUCUUUCCGGGGGCCGAUCCACCCUGCGCAAGAAUCGGCGAAUCCGGCCUGCCGGUGUUGGAGAGCGGCGGUCGAAGCUGUUUGGUGCGGGAAGAAGAGGGGGGACGAUUCCGGCGGUUGAGAGGAAAGUGAAAUUUCUAGGGCGGUUGGUUCCGGGUUGCCGGAAGCUGUCUCUGUCUUCGGUGCUCGAAGAGGCUGCCGAUUACAUCGCGGCGGUCGAGAUGCAGGUCCGUGCCAUGACCAGUCUUGCAGAAAAGCUUUCAGGUUUCGCCGGAGUUCCGGUGGCGAAUGCAGCAGAGUCCGCCUCUGGUAGUCCGAUUCCAAGCUGAUUCCUCGCCGCAUCCCUUCUCUCUCCCUCUCUCUCUUACCGUAAUGCGCCUGUCUAUUUUUUAUUUUUUUUUCUCCAUUUCGCCCGGUUAUAAAAUUCGUGCUAAUUUUUAUGUAAAUUAUUUGUUUUUGUAUUUUAAUUCCAUGGAAAUGUAUUUGAUCUGUGUUCAUCUCUCAAAUAAGAGCCCAGAAAUUAGUCUGAAUCA
Molecule: messenger RNA, 1047 nt
Organism: Phalaenopsis equestris
Lineage: Eukaryota; Viridiplantae; Streptophyta; Magnoliopsida; Asparagales; Orchidaceae
Product: transcription factor bHLH149-like
Exons: 2
Coding region: 229-843 (204 amino acids)
Biological process (GO): regulation of DNA-templated transcription
Molecular function (GO): protein dimerization activity
Source: RefSeq, a predicted model, not a curated record